Molecule: messenger RNA, 5324 nt
Organism: Gavialis gangeticus (Gharial)
Lineage: Eukaryota; Metazoa; Chordata; Crocodylia; Gavialidae
Product: potassium voltage-gated channel subfamily A member 1
Exons: 2
Coding region: 213-1142 (309 amino acids)
Biological process (GO): potassium ion transmembrane transport; protein homooligomerization
Cellular component (GO): juxtaparanode region of axon; synapse; dendrite
Molecular function (GO): protein binding; delayed rectifier potassium channel activity
Source: RefSeq, a predicted model, not a curated record
UCCCUUCCCUCUCCAAGGUUCUCCCUCCCUGAUCCUUGGUUUCUGCCCCCCCACUAGAGCCCUCAAUCCCAGCUCCGCCAUCCACCUCUAGGCUUUCUGAGGUUUCCCUCCCUUGCCUUGGCGCUCUCUGCCUCAGACCCCUGUCUCCCUCCCACCGCCUCCAGGGUGUUCCUCUAACCCUCGCACACCUCCCCACCAUCACUUGUGCCACCAUGACUGUCAUGGCUGGAGACAACGUGGAUGAGACCUCUGCCCUGCCUGGCCACCCCCAAGACAGCUACCAACCAGGUGCCCAUGACGACCAUGAGUGCUGUGAGCGGGUUGUGAUAAACAUUGCUGGGUUGCGCUUUGAGACCCAACUGAAGACCCUAGCCCAGUUUCCCAACACGCUGCUGGGCAAUCCCAAAAAGCGCAUGCGGUAUUUCGACCCCUUGCGCAAUGAGUACUUCUUUGACCGCAACCGGCCUAGCUUUGAUGCUAUCCUCUAUUACUACCAGUCUGGAGGCCGGCUCCGCAGGCCGGUCAACGUGCCUCUAGAUAUGUUCUCUGAGGAGAUCAAGUUCUACGAGCUGGGUGAGGAAGCCAUGGAGAAGUUCCGGGAGGAUGAAGGGUUCAUCAAGGAGGAGGAGAGACCCUUGCCCGAGAAGGAAUACCAGCGCCAAGUGUGGCUCCUCUUUGAGUAUCCAGAGAGCUCCGGGCCAGCCAGGGUCAUUGCAAUAAUCUCUGUCAUGGUGAUCCUCAUCUCCAUAGUGAUCUUCUGUCUAGAGACUUUACCGGAUCUGAAGGAGGACAAAGACUUCACAGGGACCCUGCACCGCAUUGACAACACCACCGUGAUCUACAAGUCCAACAUUUUCACCGACCCCUUCUUCAUCGUGGAGACCUUGUGCAUCAUCUGGUUUUCCUUCGAGCUGGUGGUGCGCUUCUUUGCUUGUCCGAGUAAAGCUGAGUUCUUCAAGAACAUCAUGAACUUCAUUGACAUAGUGGCCAUCAUCCCCUACUUCAUCACCCUGGGAACUGAGAUGGCUGAACAAGAAGGAACCCAAAAGGGGGAGCAGGCCACCUCUCUGGCUAUUCUGCGAGUCAUCAGACUGAUGGCUCUUGGGCAGCCUGCCCCAGAAUGGCAGAACAUGAGGAACUAAAGACCAUCACUUACUGCAGCAUCCACCAGGCAGGCAACCAGACUGGAGGGCUGCACAUUUUUUUCUCUUGGACUUCCCAAGAGGUAGGUGAGAGAGAGGCUCCCCAUUUCCCAGUUGAGCAUCUACCCCUUCCUUCCUCCCUUCCCCCACAAUCCCUCUGGAACCUUUCAGAUCUUAAAUCCAAUACAGGUCCUUCAAGGAAUCCUUUCCCAUUCAGUCCCACCUCCUUUCCCUGCUCCCACCCUGAUCUGUGGAAGGAAGCACUGCUGGGAGAAGGCAUCUUCUGCAAUAUGCAAGCCUUGACCGCUAGGUCCUGGAAGACGACAGCUUUCCAUCCUGACCAACGUAGGCACUAAUCUUUAUUUUUCUAAAGGACCAAGUUGAGAAUCUUCAUUAUGCACUUAGCAUGUGGCCAUCUGCUGUCGAAACCCCUCUCCCUUCCACACUGUACAGACCCCUUUCCCCCACUCCCAUCUUAUAUCUAUCUAUCUAUAUAUAUGUAUAUAGUGAGACAUUUAUGGUCUAAAAAAAUUCACUCUGCAGUUAACGCACAAGCCCAACCUGCUGGGUUUACAGAAAGACUUGACUUCUCGCUUGUUUGGCAUCUGUGAAUCUUUAAUGAUGGGAAAGUGAUCAAGGACAGAGGGAACCUCUCCACUCAAAACAGCUGCAAAAUGUCUGGUAAAACAGGGCAUUCAGUUCUCCAGGUAGAUGACAUCAAGCUUCUUUCCUGGCCCCUAUCUGUUCACACCCCCCACGACACACCUGUCCCACCAAAAAUUAGAAUCUGGUGGUCCUGAUCUUUCCAAACUCUGAAUUCUAGGAUACAACUUCCCAUGUUGAAACUGACUUGAAUGCUGCACUCCAUUAAAAACAGCAAUAAUCAGUGCUGUGGGACUGAUGAUCAGAAAGUAGCACCCGAGAGAUGAGGCCUCACUUUGGUAACUUGGUUUCUAUAGCAGUUGGGGGUCCGCAUCUUAGUUUAACUAAUAGACUGAUUAUUCUGCAUGUGUAAAGAGACAAGUGCAUGCAGUGGUUCUUUUUUGGCAGGGGCUUGGGUGAAUCAUUAGGGUGUGGGGUGGCUUGGGGAGUCUGAAUGUUGCUUACCCAUUUAUAGUUCAUUACAAAGGAACUAAUAAGUAUGGAGUACAGGGAUUUAACCUCAUGUAGCAUAGGCAUGUGUUUCUGGCAAGUUUGACAAAAAAGCUCUUACCCCUUGCACUAAAUGUGCUGAAAUGUCUUUGUAGGCCUGAAGGUGCACUUAACAACUGCCUGUUCUUACCAAUAAAUGUAUUUUUCUUUUUUACAUUUUGUUUUCUACUGUAUUUCUUUUGGUGAAUGGCUCAAGCUCAAAAUGAUUGUUUACUCCUGUGGAAGAGGACUGGAAAAAAUGGCCUGAUGGCCAAUUUAUCAUUUUCCUAAAGGAAAGGAAGAUGCCUUAGUUCAAUAGGGUGGUUUAGGGAGACCAGGCUGUGUCAGAGUUGUCUGAAUUAUCAGCUGUUGCUGAAAUUAUAAUCAUAAAUCUAUGGUGUGCCAGAGAACUAUAACUCAACUAAAAAAUGGUGGUGGGGGGAAGGGUCUGGGGGGGCAGUCAUCUUCCUUAUUAGAAGAACCAAUGGAAUGAAAAAUGUUACCAAAAAAAAGAGAAAAAUGCUACCAGAUUUCUCUGUCGUGUAAUUCAGCUGAAGUCAAUGAAUCUGAUCUCUGCAGGGCUUGUCUGCACAGAGUGGUUAGUGGGCACUAGCUACUCCAGGCUAACUCCCAGUUAAAACUGAAAGACUUUUCUCCACUGGGACAGUCAGAAAAGUUCAUUCAGAUUAAUUAAUGGUAUGAGUUGACAGUGAAUUACUGUUUAAAACCCUAUGUGAUGCUUGUAUCCAGAAUUGAAGUUUUAAAUUUUAAUUAGGUUCAUGAAGAGCACAAGUACCACACUGGGUCAGGCCACAGGUCCCUCUAGCCCUGUAGCUUAUCUCUCACCAUGGCAAAGAGCAGAUGCUGAGUAAGAGUUUUUAAGCAUGACCUGUCCACACUGAUCUAUCCCUUGCCCCUCUCUCCCUACAGCUUCCAGCAUUUAGAAGCUAGUCCUAAUCUGAAGGUUGAACCUUUUACAAUAAUGUUUAAUAUCUGUUCCUAGAUUUAUUCUGUAUGAAUUUGUCUAAUCUUCUUUUGAACCUGGUGAAAUGAUCAGCCCCUACAAUAUCCUGUGGUAAUGAGUUCUGCAAGUUAAUUAUGUGCAGUAUGAAAAAAUUCCUUUUGCUAAUUUUAAACCUUCUUCCUAAUAAUUUCAUUGUAUGUCUCCUAGUUCAGUUUGGAACUGAAGCAAGCUAACUUGAAUUUAGACCACUCCUAUUCAGAAUAUGAGUGUCCAUGGAGGGAUUUAAAGUUGUUUGACUUAUCUACUUUAAAAGUUAAUUCCAAUUAAUUAUCUUUAGUGACUUCAUAUAGAUAAGCCCCUUGCCUGCAUGAAGUGCAAGGCCACUUAUCCCACUUUAAAAGUGGAGGAAGCACUCAACACAGGGAGUUAAUGUGGAGUAAUUCAUGGGUUGUAAAUUCACCCCAGAGCUUACUGUGCUGUAUUGUAGACAAGCUCUUGCUGGCUCAACCCAGCUGCCUCUAGUGCAACUCCUUUGACUUUGUUGAUUUACUUCUGAUUUAUACAGGCGAAAUCAACCCCCUGAUUUUAGUGUCAGAGUUAGGGAUGAAUAUGACCCAGGGUAAUUAACUUCUAGUCACACAUUCUUGUAAAUAUGCAUGUCUUCAACUGUAUUCUUAUACACAAAGUUAAAUGCAUCUGUAAAUAUUUGAAGGUUAGAAGACUGUGCCCAACUCUACAGUCCCAACUUAAGCAAAAGUCCUGUUGGCUGAAGUAGGAAUUUUGCCCAAGGAGAGAUUUCAAAGAUCAGAUCAGGAUCUUCUUAGGAAAUCAGUUAUGUAUAAUUAAUUAGGGAUGGCAUUGGAUAAAUAGAUGAAUGAACCAAUGGCAACUUUGUUCUCCUUGAGUUUUGGCUAGGGGACAAUUGUUUAAUUAAAUGAAUGUACAGAGUGUUUGCUUCACUGAUACAGCUGGAACACGAGAAAUAUAAAGCAUAACAUGUUUUAAAUGUAAGGCACUGAGGGCCAGUUUCACCAUUUAAUAUCUCAGUCUUUGGGCAAUGCAGAAUAUCUUUCAUGUAUAUCUGUGCAUUGUGUUAUAAUUGAAAUAAUCACAUUUUGGGAAGGGGAAAAGGAAAAAUAACAUGGCUUAAUAAAGCAGGCUGGAAAGUCUUAUUUAGAAACAUGCUUAAUGUAUUUUCCUUCCUUUGACUUUAAAUUGACUACUUCUAUUUAGCAGAAUGACAUUCAGGGUUUAUUUCAUGCACAAAGCAGAAAAGAGUUAUAUCACAGAUUCUAGGUGCUUACUCAGGAAGGGCCUGAUUUCAAAUUUUUUUCCAUACUUAAUAUUUCCAUUGACUUCCAUGGUAAUUUUGGGUUAAUAGGAAAUACAGAAUUGGUUCCAAAUUGUGAUUCACCAUUUUUAGUCAUGAGGCUAGGUAGAAUUGGCAAGCUGUCUUUAGCAAUUGCGCGACAUUAUUAUAAAGAAUGGAAACUACAAAACAAACUUUUUUUUUGGAAUUGCCUAAACAGGAAUCUGCAUUUCAACAGUUUUGUCAGGUGAAGAUUUUUUUUAAAUUUAGGAAUAGCAAAUGUUGUCUUUCUGCAUCCUAACUUCAUCAGAAGUGUCAGUACUUAUCACCAUCAUAAAACUUCAGGGUAUUGUAACUUUUUCUUCCUUGUAGGUGAAGUAUACACAAAAAAGGCCAGCAGUUUGUAUUAUCAAGGCAUACUAUACCUUGAUAUUUUUUAAAGAAAUAAAAUGAAGCUGAGGUCUUAAUUCAGAAUUGUUUGAAAAUAUCCUAUUUGUAUCUGUGUAGCUCUGUUCAUUUCACCUGUUCUCAGAGUCUAGUGAAUAUUAUCCAAGGCUAUAAAAAUAUAUCCCUUUCCCUUUAUGUUCUCUCUGAUAACUAAGUGAGUAUGUGUUGCAUUAAAUUCCUUCAGGUGCAUUAGUCGUUAAUUACUGUUAUUGUUUCAAUGACAUUUCUACAAUGUAAUUGGAAUCAAAUGUAUAUUUUACUUUUGUACAAAAGUAAAAAUAAUAUUUUUAUGACUUCAGCAAAAAACCCUUAUACCUAUAACUUCUUAAAA